Sphaerulina musiva SO2202 is the source of this 1239-nucleotide messenger RNA. RefSeq lists its product as uncharacterized. NCBI's taxonomy places the organism in Eukaryota, Fungi, Ascomycota, Dothideomycetes, Mycosphaerellales, Mycosphaerellaceae. The coding region runs from base 1 to 1239 and encodes 412 amino acids. The record is from RefSeq and is a predicted model, not a curated record. The transcript has a single exon.
AUGAGCGACUUGCAGUGGGAACCUCGGGACCACCGCCAUAACAGAAGUUACAGUAUUGCUGCCAGCACACGCAGUGAAGUCGCCACAAGACACAGUCGCUUUUCUUGGUGGCAGAUCAUGGACCAGAGAGCGCGGGAUAGAAUCAGUAUCGGGGACGACGCCCGACCAUCUCUCGAUGCGAGCUCAUCUGAUGCCACACACACUCGCCCAGAAACCUCCACCCGGACAGAUGCAAGCGACGAUGUUGCAUCGCUCUUCGAGCCAAGGAUCAAUCUUCAUGACGACUGGUCGACACCACCCACGAGUGCAGUACCGCCCUCGCCAAGUAAUAUUUUCCCUGCUGCGCUUAUACCGUGCAAAAGUGCUGCUUCGACUGGAGCCUUUGCUACUUUCACUGGCAACCUCGUCAAUCCACAGCUACCAUGGGGAUCCCAAUCAGCACUAUCGCCAGUCAACCUUCUGCCGCUACAGCAGACACGAGCGAGAAAGCCUGAUAUCCGGCAGAAUGCUUUGGCAAGAAAGUCGGCAAGCUCUGGCAUGCUCUACCAGACCUAUCAAGCCGAAGAUCGUCUCGUGGAUCGAAGAGAUCGGCUUCGCUCCGAGGUGAGGGCUCUCCGCCAUAAAACUUCCCUCCUCGAUGAGACAUUGAAGCAGACUGUGCAUCAGCGUCUGGCACUCCACGAGGAGCGAGACGCGAUGAGCCUUGCCAGCAGCUCACCGAUAGUCCCAGCGUUGGAUCCGAAAGUAACGAUUAUGGACCGAGGGAGAACUGUACCUCGCUCGGACUGCUCAGCAGCUGAUAGUGUUCUCUGGCAAGCAAGCGCGCCGUCCGCUUUCGGAAUGGCGGCCAAAACAAAUGGGCAGCCAAAGCCAAAAAGACCUGUCCUCUCAUUAGAUAUACAAGCAGCACAGGCUACAAUGGGCGUACAAAGGAAGCCGUAUCAAGUCAGACAAAAUUCGAACAUCAGUAUUGCGCCGCAUAUUGUGAGCAUCUCCAAGACAAGACCAACCAACGCUACUCCACGCUCUGCGGAUCCGGCUCUGCGAAGGUCGACAUCAUUGCCAGCUUUUACAGAACUUCCAAGCAGAGCACAGACGUCAACCAUGACGAAGUAUGACCACAAGGCAUUACGAAAAACGCAAAAUCUGUACAACAAACUCACAGAAGGGAACACGCGAGGCUCUGCCUCGCACAAGAUCACUGGUCUAUGGAAAAACGUUCGAAUGCGGACGCGGUGA